Messenger RNA from Trichomonas vaginalis G3, 963 nucleotides. Its product is annotated as protein ubiquitination. The record is from RefSeq and is a predicted model, not a curated record. Gene Ontology annotation, molecular function: protein binding. The coding region runs from base 1 to 963 and encodes 320 amino acids. The transcript has a single exon. Lineage: Eukaryota; Parabasalia; Trichomonadida; Trichomonadidae.
AUGAGAUGUCAAAUCUCACCACUUCUUCUCGCAAUCAGGUCAAAUUACGUAGAUAUUGUUAAAAUCCUAUUAAAAUAUGGCGUUGAUCCAAAUAAUUCGCAAAAAUCUAAAACUGGUCAAAGGACAUUUGCAGUUUCUGUUGCACUGAAUCGGGAAAACUACAAUUGCUUCAUAUUGCUUAUUCUUAUGGGUGCUAAAACAGACAAAGUCAAAUGUAAGAAAAUUCCACGCGAAAAAUUACGGCAAAUCAAAGAAUAUUCAUGCAAACCUGUCAAGAAAGGAAAACAUCCAUAUGCAGAAAAGAUUUCUGAACUCAAUCAGUUUUGUUCAGACUUUUCAGACGAAGUUCAACACAUCAAAGUCAAAAUCACAACAAACUCAGAUUAUUCCGAUUUAAGUUUCGUUGAUGGUAUCGCAUACAUCCGGGAAUUGUACCAAAAAGCCAUAGUUCUUGUUGAAGAUAUCAUCAAACUCAACAAUAAACUCAAAGAAGAUCGAACACCACUCAUUGACAAACAAAUUAUUGUUUAUGACAAAUACAUUGGCAACCAAGUGAUUAAUUCACUUGUUCUUUCUGAAAUAUUCCCAGAAGAAACGAUCAAAAUCAUCAAAAAGCGGAGACAAAAGCUUUAUGAGUAUGGUAUUUCAGUUUCACGUCUUAAUAGUCUUUCCACAUUCGCAUUCAAUGUAUUCCAAACACUUCGUGAGUACACAAAUGAGUACUAUUACUCAAUUCAGAAAACUCUUGAAGUUGCCGAAGAGAAAAUGACUAAAACGAUCAACAAUCAGAACUUACUUCUUAGAGCAGGACUUUCAAACCCUCAAUGCGACAUGCUUCAGACUUUACUUCCUCUUAAGAUUAAGACUCUUCAGAGACAAAGAGAACCUAUUGAACAAAACUUCAAACAAUUUCGCGAAAUGAACAAUGACCUUUGUAAAUCAAUGCGCCAAUGCUAUAAAUAA